Fusarium fujikuroi IMI 58289 is the source of this 3534-nucleotide messenger RNA. RefSeq lists its product as uncharacterized. Bases 1 to 3534 code for a protein of 1177 amino acids. The record is from RefSeq and is a predicted model, not a curated record. The transcript has 8 exons. Gene Ontology annotation, molecular function: 5'-3' DNA helicase activity. NCBI's taxonomy places the organism in Eukaryota, Fungi, Ascomycota, Sordariomycetes, Hypocreales, Nectriaceae.
AUGAAGUCGAUCGCUUCGUGCUUCCACGAUUGCGGCGUCCCCUCACAUUUGGCGAUUUUAGUGGCACUGCCAGGCACUGCACUCCUCCUGUUCAACCUUAAAAAUACAUCUCAAUCCAACUUCCUUUGCAAACACGCGCUGGCGAGACGGAAGCAUGCCUCAGUGUCGCCUGAUGGGGUUACACUGAAUCGCCUAAAGCGCCCAGUAGCGCACCGCUCGCUGCUGGCCCCGCCAAUUUUGACCCCAUCAACAUCCGCGCGCCGAGCUGAACCUGAGAGAACCAAGGCUGUGCACCAUUCGACUGCAGGCCGCAGCCGCCGUAUGGCAUCAAAAAAUCCAGCAACAGUCACAGAAGACUGCGCUGUAUUUUUUGGCCAUCAUGGUCCGCUCAUUGCCAGCGGCGACAAAAUCGGCCUUCGCACCAAGAUAAAGGCUCAGCUCCGCUCGGUACAAGCGUGGGAUUGUGAUCCAUGGAUUGGCCUCACACUCGACUUCCCCUUGGGAAAAGACCAGAAAGCGAACGAGGAGGCCGGCUUUGGCGUGCGGUAUCGAGCCCCAGAACAUGGUUCACAAGACAGGUCAAAGCUUUGCGAUUACCACCAGAUCCGAAUCAAGUUUCCCCCCAGCUUCUCCUACGAAGUCCAGCAAGGACAGUCUCCGAGCACGAUCACGAACGAGCACCUCAGCUACGUAAAGAUACAUUUUGAUGAGAGUCGAGCUACAAUCGAAGGCUUCGGUAUCCCUUUCGCGAACCAAGAAGACCACCGGGUUGAAAGCUGGAUCAACGGAGACGUCCCCAUCGCCGGAAUAUGCCAUCUUCUGGACAUUCUCCAGCAGCAAAUUCUAUACCUCAUCCUGCCCUCAAAAAGCAGUCUUGUGAAGAUCCUCGGCACUACUCAAAACUUGUCGACUUUCCGAUACCCUCACAGUGAAGACUCUUCUUGGGACCUUUCUCAUUUUGAGAAAGAGCUCCGAGAAAACAAAGGCCAACAGUUCGCGCCACUUUACAGUCACCCCACAGAUGUUUCACACUUAACAGCUAUCAGCCAGUCUAUCGUACAGGAUGCACUAUGGCUACACCAGGCAGCAGAGCGAGUAGGGCACCCAAGUUCGAAAUGGAAUAACGAGGGAACGAUCCAUAACUGGGAUGGCAACCUCUCAGUGAAACAUACCCGAAUACCAGGCUACUUCUUCCGCUGUAAGGUGCCGGAUACUGGCAUCGAGGACGGUCUUCACCUUGUGAUUCCGUUUUCUGAGCCACUCUUAAAGGCAAUUGGCCCGUCCUGGAGGCUUCUCAUCAAACAAAGAACCUUUAGGCUAGAAGUAUUCACCUCACGCCAAAGUCAGGAGUCCAUCCCGGGAGAAUGGUUCUGUCGCAUUGCGCCUUUAGGAAAACUGGAUCGCUAUGCCAGGCACCGAAAAAGUGCCGCCGAUCUGAUCUUGGUUGUUAGGCGAGGAAUGCAGAUGAGGACCUACGAUGAUGAGAUAUGGAGGAGCUACCGUAUCAACAACGGCAAUGACCAGGACCUCGACAAGUUCAAAAUGUUUUCCGACCGCCAGAGUGCCAGCGAGGCGCUAUUGAAAGAAGAUAACAGUUGGAACUACGUGUCUCUGAUGUUCAACAAUAAAUCCGCCCGAUCUCAGCGCCGAAUUAAGGCUGUUAUUUCCUUUCAUCCUCAAGCACGCCCAUUCAACCCCACUGCGCAAUGGCUAGCAACAGAGAGGACUCCUCGAACUGGUACUCAAACAGAAGCCCUGCCUGACGAUAUGACUCAAGAACAGCAGCUGCUCUUUGAUGAAGUCAACGACAAAAUGGGUCUGCAUCGAUCUGUUUUACGUGGUGCUGGAUUUUAUGACUGGAUGACGAAGACCGAUGGCAACAGCAAAUGGAGGCCACUUCCAACGAUUAACCUUCUCGACGUUGAUGAUCAGUCUUAUGUUGAUGCCAUCCUUGGAAUGGUUCUGUCCAAAGAUCGUGCCCGCUUCAGAUCCUAUCUGAGUAAUAGAACACUGGGCAUUGGUAUCAUUACAGGUCCUCCAGGAUCUGGAAAGACAGCGCUGGGUGCCACUGCAACGCUAGCCUUACAGGCAAAGGUCGGCAAAAUUCUCUGCUCAGCGCCAACAGAUACAGCCGUAGACAACUUCGCAUAUCAUCUCGGCAAACAAACUUGGGAUAUCACAGAAAAUUUGAACGCAGAGAAGUCUCUAGACGACUCAAGCCGGUAUCGCCGCAAGCUGGUCAUUCGACUGUACUCGUACCACGAAGAGAAAAACGCCUUUUACAUGCUUUUAACGAGACCUGAACUCGGCAAAGAAGUCCUAGAUGACUGGAAGCUCCCAGGAGAACCCAAGGGGAUAUCGCCUGUUGUUGAUCGGAGUCUUGGACCUGAUGAUAGCUUAGCUUUACAUAAGUUGCAGCAAGACAUCGACGAAGAUGAACAACUAGUGCCCAUACGAGAUGGUUUUCCUCAACUUAUCUCGGAAUAUCUGGACGAUCAUUUCAAUGAUCUCAUGGAGAAGUUACUUGAAAAAGCGGACAUGCUUUGCGUUACACCAAUAAGUGCACCAGAGCUCGGAUCACCAUUUCGAGGAGAACCAUAUGUGUUAUGGAAGAGGAGAUCGGUACAAGGAGUUGUAGUUGAUCAAGCAGGAAUGAUGGACAGACCUGAUCUCUACCGUGUCUGGGGGAACACGCUGCUUCCAUGUUUUCUCAUUGGAGAUACAAGAUCGGAACAGCCAACAGUUCAGACUACUGGUGAGAAAGAACCAGGCUCGGAAAACUAUUACAAUCGCUUUGCCGGGGAUGGCCAACUUUCCGGUCUAGAAUUUCUGCAAGCAUCUGGCCUCCCAGUCUUGCGUCUCGAUACACAGUUUCGUAUGGCCAAGGGCAUGUACGACUUGGCUGCCCAAGUGUUUUACCCCCAAGUCCCACUUCAGUGCCACCAACCCGACCACAACAUGGCAGAGCAACAACCCGAUGUCGGACGAGAGCUUGAGGCUUAUUUCAUUCAUCGACAGAACUCAACGAUUUACAAGGAUGUUGACGGCUCACAGGCCUGCCAGGAACAGGACAGUGCCGUCUUGAGCUUUAUUGCUGGGUUAGUCACCCACUCGGCUAUUGAUCCAGCACAAAUCGUCAUUCUCACACCCUGGUACGCCAAUGCUGCACUCAUCGAGCGCAAGCGCAACCAAAAGAGGCCCGAACUUUUGAAGGAUAUGCCGGAAGCCGCCACUAUCGAAAGCUAUCGUGGAAAAGAGUCCGAUAUCGUUGUCGUGGUGAUGUCCACCACGCGUGACACAGGACCCGAUAUCACAGCGAAUGAGCAUUCGCUCAUCACCAUGCUCACCCGCCACAAGAGCGGAUUGGUCAUUUUUGGGGACAUUUGUACGAGUGGGGUGAUCGGAGAGGACCGUAAUGGGACGCUCUUCAAGAUCAACAAAGCUGGGCAAGAGCUCAACGCAUUACAGAGGAUUGAUGAGACACUCUUUGAUGAGGGGCGAGUUGUGGUGUUUUCCACGAAGCUGAGCAAGUAA